CUCUGCACUUGUCGUUGGCUGCGAGUCGAUUUUGAUUGCCUUUUCAGUGUGUCGGAAGCUUUGGACCUGAACUCAGAGCAAAGGAAGCCUGCGAUAGGAUAGAACAGAGCAUAAAACCACAGACAUCAAAGUAAAGAACUAAUUUUGGAGUAAUGAUUCACAGCAGUUAUGUCUGAAGCAUCAACAUCAGGGCGAUCGCACUCGGAAGAUCUUUCUAGCAACAACGGUCGCCUACAAGAGGUGCUCAAGACGUGUGCCAACAUUCAGUCGCUGGAGUCACUAUAUCCGGGUCCACAGAUAGAUAACGAUUUUAAGAUGAUCUCGCCUAAUCCGUACUCCAUCAGUGGGUUUAUAUCGAGCAGCAGCUGCGCCAGCGAAGAUGCUUUAACUGACAUCGUGCUCGAGGAGGACAAUCGCAUCUCACUGGCAUAUGAAAAUCUGUGCACCAUUCCACGGAGAUUGGCUGACAAGUUUGCCGCGCAAACCAAGUUUCUCGAUCUAAGCCACAACAAUUUUAAAAACCUGAAGUUUCUUUCAUUCUUCGAGGACCUUCAUACGCUCAUAUUGGAUCGCAAUAGCAAUUUAGAUGUGAAUACACUUCCCUACCUGCCUAACCUGAAAAUAUUGUGGAUAAACAACUGCGAUAUCUGCAAUAUAACCGAUUGGAUACACCGUAUAGAGCGACGAUGCCCCUCGCUUGAGCAACUUUCCUGCAUGGGUAACCCAGGUAUUCAGACCGUAUUUAAGAACCAUGGUCCCUCCCCACCUGAUGUCUACGCCCGCGAAUACAUUCUCCAGGUGCUUCCCAACUUAAAGUACCUGGACGGUGCAUCUCGCUAUGCAUUUGGCGACCACGAUCACAGUACGGACAAUGGGCGACCAAGUCGUACAAACGGAGCUUCAUCCUCGUGCACAUCUAUGGCGGGACAAGGCCAAGAGUCAACGAGUACCUCCGACAAGCCGUACAGGGGCAACAAAGUCGUUUCACCCACGAAUAGCUUCAGGGAUUUCUUUCGGGUUAACCCAGCCAAGAAAUUACGCAUUCGAAAUGGCAAUGGAUCUUCAACAAACUAAAAUUAAACCAAUCAACCUAAGAACUUUCCACUGACGGACGGGCGGGUCACAUGGGUUGCAAUACUAGAGCUUCAGCCUGAUUGUCUUAUUGGACUGUUGUUAUUUAUAGUUCAACUGCGAGCGAGAGCUUAUCACUAGAGAAGCUUACAGGCCUUUGACGAUGCCCUAGCUGGCAGUCCAUUGCACUCGAUUACACCUACAGACCCAUAUGCUCAUUGUAAAUACAAUCUAUGCGUAUAUGUGUGAGUUUGUGUGCAAACGAAACAAUGACAAUUACAAUUGAUUCAAUGUGGACUGCGAGAAAAACACAUUUCAAGAUUACAAUUGUUUUUAAGUUCCACUUUUCAUUAAUAUAAUAAACAUUAUACCCACAUAGUUUAUAAACAAAUAAGCACUCAGCAGACACCUGAAAUGUUCAUACUUGACUGAGAUAUCAUGCUCUAAAUAUAUCAUUAUAAGUUUAAUUUUUAAUCCUACAAUUUGCAACCAGUAUGUUUGUACAUAAUUCGUAACCAAAUACCAAUAAUGUAAAGUUGAUAAGUUAAUAAAUGUAUGUUGCUGACAAGUGCACUAAACAAAUUCUACUAAAUAAAAAAUCGACUA
Molecule: messenger RNA, 1677 nt
Organism: Drosophila innubila
Lineage: Eukaryota; Metazoa; Arthropoda; Insecta; Diptera; Drosophilidae
Gene: MESK4
Exons: 3
Coding region: 169-1074 (301 amino acids)
Source: RefSeq, a predicted model, not a curated record